AUGUCCACAGAAGAAGGCAAAGUGAUCAAGACGCUCGAGGAGGACGACGAGUUCGAGGAUUUUCCCAAGGACUCGCAGUGGGACAACGAUCCCAACCCACAGCUCACUGCUGCUAGUCUUUGGGAAGAAGAUUGGGACGACGACGAUGCCAAAGACGACUUUACUGAGAGGCUCAGAGAGGAGCUCAAGAAAGCGAAAUAA
Molecule: messenger RNA, 201 nt
Organism: Candidozyma auris
Lineage: Eukaryota; Fungi; Ascomycota; Pichiomycetes; Serinales; Metschnikowiaceae
Product: proteasome regulatory particle lid subunit SEM1
Exons: 1
Coding region: 1-201 (66 amino acids)
Biological process (GO): mRNA export from nucleus; double-strand break repair via homologous recombination; proteasome assembly
Cellular component (GO): proteasome complex; proteasome regulatory particle, lid subcomplex
Source: RefSeq, a predicted model, not a curated record